This is a messenger RNA of Anguilla anguilla (European eel), 13178 nucleotides long. It is a transcript of the gene stard9, whose product is annotated as StAR-related lipid transfer (START) domain containing 9. Gene Ontology annotation, biological process: microtubule-based movement. The record is from RefSeq and is a predicted model, not a curated record. The transcript has 32 exons. Gene Ontology annotation, molecular function: ATP binding; microtubule binding; lipid binding. The coding region runs from base 280 to 13092 and encodes 4270 amino acids. Lineage: Eukaryota; Metazoa; Chordata; Actinopteri; Anguilliformes; Anguillidae.
CCCAGACGCCGACCGGGCAGGAAGUUUAGUGUGUGUCUCACACACGGCAUCAGACGACCGAACAGACUUCACUGAGGAAAAAUGGCAUGAGAUAGGGGGGCAGAGGUGUCCUUUUGCCCCCGUUUGUCUCUGCCUAGUCUAACCUGCUUAGCUAGUUAGCGGUUUUGAUGCAUUCGCGAAACCUGUAACUUAUAGCUAAGUUAGCUUGCCAUUUCGAGUUAACCUCGGCGAGUCCUCCAAUACACCAAACGAAAAUCUGACAAAGUCGCCAAGGGAAAUAUGGCAAACGUGAAAGUCGCGAUUCGAGUUCGACCACUCAGUGCUAGGGAGAGCAAAGAUGGCGGCCGGAUAGCCGUGCAGGUGGAGGACAAGGUGGUGAGGAUCAGGAACAUGAAGCUGGACGGACGUCUGGACGGCCAUGCGGACUCCAGGGAGAGGCUGAUGGAGUUCGGGUUCGACUACUGCUACUGGUCCGUGGACCCUGAGGCCUCCCACUACGCGUCCCAGGAGGAGGUGUUCCAGGACCUGGGUGUUUCGGUGCUGGCGGGGGCGUCUGAGGGGUACAACGUGUGCCUGUUCGCUUACGGACAGACCGGCUCGGGGAAGACCUACACUAUGAUUGGCACACCGGCCUCCAUCGGCCUGACCCCGCGAAUCUGUCAGGGCCUGUUCAGGACGGAGGACGGCUCUGCAGAGGGACAGAGCCCCUGCAGGGUGGAGGUCAGUUUUUUGGAGAUCUAUAACGAGCGCGUGCGUGACCUGCUGCGGCGCUCUGAGGAGAAGAAGCCGUCCCCGCUGCGGGUUCGAGAGCACCCCGAGAAGGGGCCCUACGUGCAGGGCCUGUCGCAGCACGUGGUGUCGGACUACCAGCAGGCGGUGGACCUCCUGGAGGAGGGCAUCUCCAAACGCAUCACGGCCGCCACGCACAUCCACGACGCCAGCAGCCGCUCCCACGCCAUCUUCAGCAUCCAGUACACGCAGGCUAUUCUCGAAAACAACCUUCCCUCUGAAAUCGUCAGCAAGAUCAACCUGGUGGACUUGGCUGGCAGCGAGAGGGCGGACCCUAAUUACUGCCGGGACAGGAUCACCGAGGGCUCCAACAUCAACAAGUCCCUGGUGACCCUGGGCAUCGUCAUCUCCGCCCUGGCCCAGAACUCCCAGAUGUUCAGCAGCUGCCAGAGCAUCAACAGCGUGGCGAGCGAGGGGGAGGGCAGCACGGGGGGCAGCCUGUCCAGCUCGCUGUCCGGGGGGGCGCGCCGCCACUGCUUCAUCCCCUACAGGGACUCCGUCCUCACCUGGCUGCUGAAGGACAGCCUGGGGGGCAACUCCAGGACCAUCAUGAUCGCCACCGUGUCCCCCUCCUGCAGCAGCUACAACGAGACGCUCAGCACGCUACGCUACGCGGCGCACGCCCGGAACAUCGUCAACAAGCCCCGCGUCAACGAGGACGCCAGUGUGAGGCUGAUCAGGGAACUGCGGGAGGAGAUCGACAGGCUGAAGAGCAUGCUGCUGAGCUACGAGAUGCAGCGGAACCCCAGCCCUUCUUUGAGUGACGAGCGGGACGGAAGCAUCUCCGACCUGGUGCUGCAGAACGAGCUGAAGGUCGAGCAGCUGACUAAAGACUGGUCGGACCGAUGGCGGGACCAGAAGGAAGUGCUGGAGCAGUACAGCGUGGACAUCAACCGCGACCGGGCGGGCUUUUUGAUCCGCUCCCUCCUGCCCCACCUCAUCGCCCUCGACCGGGACGUCCUGAGCACGGGGGUCACCUUCUACCACCUCAGGGAAGGGGUGACUGUGAUCGGACCACACGACCAAUCCCAAAUAGUCCUGCAGGGGGAGUCGAGCUGUGAGAUUGUGAACCAGCAGGGCACUGUGACCCUGAGACCCGUGCCUGGCAGCGUCUGCACGGUCAACGAGCGGGAGGUGACCGAACCAUGCCGACUUGCUCAAGGGGCGGUGAUAGCGCUGGGCGGGGCGCACAAGUUUCGCUUCAACCACCCGGCGGAGGCGGCCGUCCUGAGGGAGCGGAGAAGGGAGAGUGAAGGUAUCCUGGACUGCUGCUCCACUGACCUGAGUCCCCUCGCCUCCAGUGGCAGGCCAGAGGGGGACAGGUGCUGGGAGGAGGGCGGGGGCGGGGGCGACGGCAGCGGGGCGUCGGCGGCACACCCCCCCAGGCAGCGGGUGGAGGAGCAGCAGCGCUACAUCGAGUGCCUGCGGGAGGAGAUCCAGGCGGAGCAGCAGCGGGCGGAGCUGGAGCUGGAGAGCGAGCAGGCGCACCUCAGACAGCAGCACAGAGAGAUCCAACAGUGGAUAUUGCAGGAAAAGCAGCGUCUGGCCGCCAGUGAAGAGAAGGGGAAGCAAGAGCUCGGGGUGCAGACGGACCCGGUGUCCUCGCCCCGCCCAGAGGGCGUGGCCUGCGAGGCCAUGGAGGGCGGGAGCGGCCCCGCUGCGACGCCCCUGCCGGCGACAAUCGGAGACAGGAAGAGGGUGGUGCAGGAGGAGCUGCUGCGACACCACGCCUUGCGCCGGGCCGAGAACCGGGUGCGCCGCAAACGCCUGCACUACCAGCUGGAGCGGAUCGCUCAGAAGCGCCACCUGCUGGAGGCCAAACGGGAACUGCAGCGGCUGGAGAGCGCCCUUCCCCCGGGGCAGGACAGCCCGACGUCGCCUGAGCUGGGCCACCUGUCCAGGGCGAGAGGGCCUCCGCGCGUCCUCCGCAGGCACUCCUUCUCCGCGGACAUCCUGUCUCGCCUGUACCCCCAGCACACCCCCAGCUUCAGUCAUUUUCUUAGAAGAAACAAGUCAUCAGAAUUUUCCCCGGCAUUUUGGAGGUCUUCAGACCCUCGAAAAUGGGUGUCAGACGAGUGUCUUCCAUCCAAGAGGACAAGAAGUCGAGCCAACACCAUGCCCUCUGAAUUUAGCCGAAGUUUGGACUGUCAAACAAGCUUUCCAGAAAGGCUGAAUGCAUCCACGAGGCAUGUUCCUGUUGUAAUGAACGGGGCAGAAAGGAGAUCUUCACUCUCAAAAAAUGGAUCUAUUGGAAGUCAUGGGGAAGCUUCCCAGUCAAGCAUUGAUGCUUCAGAGCAAUGCAGUAAAGUCACAAAAAAGUGUGUGUCAAUGUCAGCGAAGUCCAGUGGCCCUAACCCGCCCAAGGGAGUCAAAAGCCCCUCCCAGGGUAACAAGAGCCUGGAGAGAAUCCGGAAAGCAUUCUCCCGUUCUGUCGGCCCGGGAAUCCGGACUGCGCUGUCGAGGGUGUUUCGAAAACCCCCGUCUGGAUUUAACCGCAGAGGUACCAAGUCCCUCGGCAAGACCGCAAACAGAUCGCAAGAAAAUUCAGAGCUGAAGGAAACAAAGGUGGCGGAAGAACACUCGAUAAAAAUGGCGGUGUCUUGUGAGGACUUGAAGCGGCCGACAUCGUCUAAAGAGACGAGGCAAAGGCGCUGGAACAGCGCAGAGGUCUUGGGUAAGGCGUCUGAAAAACCCGCGAGUAGGCAGUGGAAGCUGGCAGGCUGGACAGAGAACAUGCAGGAGGAGCAAGGAGAUGGUUCCUCAGACUGUGACAGCUCGUACUCCCUGGACUCCCUCUCUUCUGCCUACGCUACAGCCCUGGCUGAGCAGCUGAAGCAGGAGGACUCCGAAAUGAGCGAAUGCGAUGGAAAGAGUGAAGCAGAAAGUGUGGACAGCCAGAUGUCCCAGGAUUCCCUGGUGACGGACAGCAGCAGGAAGAAUGCCACCGUGAGGACCGUUUCCAAGUCGACAGAGGCGUGCCAUCAACUAGCCUCGACUCGUCACCGCAUUCCUUCUGGCAAAGAGAGGAGGGUCCUCAGCAGGCAGUCAGCUGGCAAAGAAGUCGUGGAAAUGCUCUCCUCUCUUGAUUCCUGCACCUCUGAUGACAUGCCAGCAGAGGCGUACUGGGGACUCUGUGGUGCGUCCCAGCCAAAUGUAGCACAUAAACCGGAAGCGGUGAAGGAGGCUGUUCGACCACCAAAGUGGACAGUCGUGUCUAGAGAGACGCGGAUCAGUGAAGAGUCAGCUGGUGGUCCUCCUGUGACCGACGGCAUUCCUCGUCCAUUUUCAGCUUCCAGUAUUAGAGAGCAAGAGAAUUCGCUGGUGUCAACCGAUGCAUGGUCCUCCACAGAAACAGACAGUCCCAGAAUUUGCAGAGCCUCAACUGCCACAACCCAACGGAUACUGUACAAUCCAGCAGAAGGCAGUAGCAACACUCAAAGUAGCAUGGACCUCUCAGAUAGCCCGAGGAGCUCUGAAAGCCAAGACUGGUCCAACACCGACUGCACAGAAGGUGAAAACACAACUGUAGAGCGACAGAAAUACUGGGAUUCAGAGACUAGCUCCAGCUCUUCUGUGUUACCGAUAAUGCUUGGAGAUGAGACUAUGCUAGCAUCACUGGACACCAUUACAGAGCCUGUUCCAGGGCCCAUAUUCUCAGAAGUCAGCCAUUUUGAAGGAUGCCCAAUGAACCUAUCAGGCAAAGGAAAUGAGGGAGAAGCAACUGCAAGUAUGGAAACAUCCGACUGUCCCAAAAGAUGUGGGAACAAUCAAACUGAAAAUAUGCCCUUUGAUGGAAGUCUUUGCAAAACUGCAGCUGUUUCUUUCUCUGCUUGUAAAAGUCCUCCAACCCCAACCAUAGUAUGCCAAAAUCUCGAACCAGACAAUGAGCCUGUGACAUCACAUAAGUCUGAGAAACUGAUGAUUAGAUCUAUGUCAGAACAGCUUCAAGUGGGUGCAAGUGAAUCUGCCUCAUCUAUGGUAGAAGAGAUAAACAGCAAUGUCACAGACGUUUCAUCGAAAGAUGACCACUCAUCUCCUGAAUGCACAGUACAAGGUGAAAACAUAAUCGAGAAUCUGUUUCUUGCAAACGGUGAUGUUGGUACUGCUGAACUUCUUUCAGUAAACCUUUCAGAAUUUGAUAUGAACACAUCAUGCAGGAUUGAUGAAGGCACACCCUCAUCUUGUCCCCCAGAACCUCAAUGUAACUUUAAUGAAGGAUCAAUCGUACAUAGUAUAAGACUCCCCUGUAGUGAAAUGGUUCAAGUGAGCUUCAUGGAGGAAUCAGCAGUGGGUUGCACACAUCAAAAUGACCAUCCUGAUACUAAAAAUACCUCUGAUAAGAUAAAAAUUCAGACCGUCAAGGCCGACAUUUCAGAAUUGUCAAAUCCAUUGCAGCAUGUUGAUUGCCAGGACAGAAAAGAUAUGCAGAAUGGAAUAAAAGCUGAAGGCCAGAGAAUAAUGAACAGUGACAGUCUGAUAACUUCUGGAAUAGUCUGCAAAACAGAUCAUUUUCAACUAGAAAGUAAUCAAAACAUUUCUGUGUGCACUACUAUUUUGCAUUCUCAGACAGUUUCUCAGGAAAUUUGUCAAGUGAAGGAGGCUGUGAUCAGCUAUAUCCCAGAGAAUGUCUUAAAGAUGAGUACAAACAAACACUCUUCAAGUACUGAUCAUAGUGGGAAGGAGCAAAUCGCGACCAUGUCAAGAAAUAAUAGAUAUUCCAUUGAUUCAGGAGAAAUUGUUGAGGGCGAAAAGAAAAAUGGAGUAUUCUCUGAAUCCAAAGAGAAGGAAGCUUUCAGAGUGGCUCAAAGUGAAUCUUUUGAAAUCCAUAACCCCUCUAUAGAUGUGGAAGAAGCCAAAGUAUUGACCAUUUCCAAAGUUGAAGGAGAAGCAGUGAAUGAGAAGGUGGAUUUUGAAGUUGUUGACAGUAUGUCUUGUGAAAUGGAUCUGGACAAAUCAAAGGGUCAUGAAGAGACAUUUGAUGGGGAAGAGUGGGAGGACUGUGAAACUGAAGAGACCAAAGACUGUUUAGAGAAAAAGGUGAAUAAGCAAUACAAGCCUGAAAAAAUGGCUGUGCACUUAAAGAAAGGUGUAAUCCACAGUGCCAUACCUACCACAUAUGAAUCAUUCAAGGUGUCUGGUAGAGGAAAUGAUUCAAGAAAAAUUGAAAAACUCGGAAUGCAUAGAGGCAAAGAGAAACUGCCCAGAAUCCCAAAGAAAAUAUGUACAGCAGAAAAGAAUAUAACUACAGCUGCACCUGGGGACUCCGAGGGGAGUAUGAGAAAUAACGAGGAAUGUGACUGUAACCACACCAGAGAGGCCGAGUUUAAAAAAUCUCCUGCAACAUUUGAUUUAUCAAACAGUUCAUCUUUUCUUUGUUACACAGAAAAGAGUGCACCAGCCGAUAAGGACUUAGGGUUGUCUACAAGCCAAAAUAAUGUGGCUGAGAUCUGUGAUAAAACAAAUUGUUUUCAAGCAACAAAUAAAGGCCUGGAAACUUAUGUAGAAGAAAAGAGUAGAGAAAACGAACGUAGUCCAAUUGACCAGGAAAUCUCUAAAGUUGUGCAAAAGCACAUGAAGGCAUCUUUGAAAGAAGGUCAGGAAGAUGUAGGUGCUGGUGAUGAAGAGUCCAGUGCAUUUAUGUUGUUGACUGUGCACUGGGAUAAAGAUGAAUUUGAGGAAUCAAACCCAUGUGCCUUAUCCAGGGUCAUCAGACCUCAUGUUCAGGGAAAUCUUUCAAGUCUUCCUGAGAUGAGCGAUGCCUCGGAAGCAAAGGACCUCAGAGACCAUCUCCGGAAUUCUGGAGCACUUUUUUCUGAGAGCUCAAUGUUCCCAGUACUUCCACCUUUCAUCGAGAUCAAACCCCUCCAGGAUGACUGUGUCAGGGCGGAUAUGGCUAACUUUGAUCCUGAACAGCACAGUGCUAAUGCCCUUACAUUACUUUCCAAGAACUGUACAGUGUUGUUACCCAAAGCAAUGGAAUCAAGUCCCUCAGAGAAGAAUGGAACUUCAAGCUAUGAGGGCCAGAAGAUGAGAGGCAAAGACAUAGAUGUGCAGUCAUUUGACAAAAUAAAUUACGUUCAGAUUGGCCGCAGUGGUAAAAUUAGCUCAAAUACGUCUGAACCUGCAACAGAAGAACAUGGAGAUGCUCAAAUGCUAGCCUAUGGCAGUUUACCUAUGAACCUUGAGCUAAAAGACUCCAGACAAAUGCAUCCUAACACAUCAAAAGCGACAAGCAUUGAUGAUUGUACAUGUAUAACAGAUACACCGAACAACCAACUGAGAGAGAACGUUUCUCCUGCAGCAAACCCCGACCGAGAUGAAAUUAUGGUAGAAGAAAGGAUCUUGGAAAGUAAUGGAACUAAAGAUCCUAUAACCAUUAAUACCCCUGGAUACAAAACUGAAGGUGCAACAAGUAUAGAUCAGUCCUGUGCGUUUAGGAGGGACUUGACUGCAAUUCCAGGGAAGGAUGAAAGGCCAGACAUCAACAGCAAACAAGUAGUGGAGCAGAAGAAUAAAGGAAGUAAAAUAUGUUCUUCUCCAUAUCUUUCUGAUGACUCUCAUGAUUAUAAAUCAAGGAGUAAUAUGCAGCUUGGAGAAGUUAGCCUAGCACACAUCAGUAUGCCUGCCCUGCAACCAGAUGGAAAUUAUUUAGAAAAUGUUUGUCCCUCACCCACAGUGGGGUUUGUGUCUCAGAUGAGGGAAGAGAAAGGAAAUAUAGUUUUCCCACCUUCAGAAGGCUUUGAGGCCAGUGCACAGCCGAGACAAUCCUGUCCUAAAACAAACGACAGUGAACUUCAUGGACUGGGCAGUGAGGAUUACUUUGACGUACGGAUGUCCCGAUGGACUGGUUCAGUUGAGCAUGCCUCCCAGGACAAACUGGAAGAAAUCCUUAAACCCCGAGCUGGAGUUCCCGAUUUUAUUGUUAAGGUGGAACAAAAACUGAACUCUGACACGUCAAGUAAAUUUUCCAGCUCUAAUUCGGAGCAUGAAGACAAAAUCAAUGCAACAUGCUCAUUGAACACUGUGGAGCCAAAGGCUGACUGUGAGCAUCCUCUCCGAAAUGAUCUCGAAGGCUAUUUGUGUUCUGCUAAAGACUUUUUCCUUGAAUAUGAGGCGCGUCAUCAAUACAAGGUCAUGACUGAAAUUCCUGAUAUGAAGUCCACUAAUGUUGUCACAACAUAUGGUUCCCACUACAACAGCAAUGUGUGUGAAUCUGAUGGAGUUUCUUGUUUUCAGCAGGCAAGUUUUGAGGAAAUUGCAAAGCCGGCUGAGAAGAUUGGCUCAGCAUCCGUUAAAUCGUCCCCUGAGAUACAAUCUCACAGUUUAUCACGACAUUUGAGAAACAGUCAAUCUAACAGAAUCAAAGGUGCUUCAUCCAUUUGUAAUGUAACCAAGAAUUUCAGUCCAUCCUCUUCAGAAAACUGUUUGGAAAGCAUUGAUGAUCAAGUUGAAAAAGGGUCUAAAACCCAGUGUAGUGAGAACUGUGCUUCCACACGCCAAACCAAUGAGUCACAAGAGAUAGCACACAGCCUCCAAGAAGCUAAAAGAGAAUCAUCCAGCCCAAGCUAUGCACAACAUGAAAGUACUGAAAUCAUAAAGAAGCUGUUCCUUAAAGGAAUCAAAGAAACAAUCGUAACUGAGACCAGUUGCCUUGUAAAUGUAGGACUUGAAUUUAAAAACAGUGAUGCCUCCGUUUCAUCUCAUUUACCAUCUCAAAUGAAACGGGACGGCCACUGUUUAGAGUCGAGAGUUAAUGGUUUUGGAGACGGAGAGAUGUUAAAGUCUGAUCAAGCGGGACGCCCACAGUGUAGCAAUAAUGCUGUAAGUAAUGCUGAUCACCAAAGGGGGAAGCAAAAGCGGUUUAGAAGGGUGAAUCCAAGGGCACCAUCCACGUCAUCAACUGAAUCUAUGCUGGACUCAUCUCCAGAAGAAAAGACUAUAUCUAGAGUGUAUCCUGGCAGGAUACAAAGUAGGUCUGAAGCUCAAACACCUUUAAAGCUAGAUACGCUUGUUAACAGCCGUAAGGUAUGCAGUGGUUUCACCAAAGGCCAAGGUGUAACAUCUGCAGUAACUAAGACUAGUAAUGAACUUGAUGAUAAACCCAGAAAUGGAGGUAGCAGGUGCCAGAGGCAAACUCACUCCAACAUGAGGCCACUAAAACCUCAUAUAGAGUCGCACGUGGAAAAAAAGUCAGUUGCCCACAGUGAAACUAGUACAUGUGGACCUAAAAGCUUAAAAAAAGGCUCCCAUGAAACCCUAAAACCUUGCCUUAAGCAGCAUGAGCUAAGUGUUGCUAAGCAAGAGAAGGUCCUGCAACAAGAGAGUCAGACAUUGCCUAAAAAGGAUGCAGCAAUGCACUUUGCUUCCAGUGAUAUCAACCCCUUUUUCCAUUCUUGGCAAGAGACGGAGUCAAGCAAAGGGACCUAUAAAAACCAGGUUUUUGGAAGUGCCACUGACAUCUCCUGCAAAGGAUCUCUGCUGGACGAUCAUAAAAGCCAAGUCACCAGGUGUCACAGCGUUGAUAAUGGAUUAAACGAUCAAAACUCCCCCUUUCAAUCUCAUCUGAGUGCCUAUGCUAACAAGAAAGAACUCUCCAGCAGUUUUGAAGAUUUCAAGGAGCAGGACUCUUCAGAGCUCCAAUCGUGCCACUACAUGUCCUACCCAGACAGUGUACAGAACCCAAGAAGGUGUGAUUCUUACAGAAAUGUUGUCUCUGGUGAUCCUGGCAACAGCUCAGGUCAAGUGGAUGAAAUAAUGUUAGUUUACUCCUCUGAGCAGGAGUCUGUAGCUGGUCCACUCAAAGACUAUUCCAUGUUAGCCUGUGACCAAAGUACACAGACAACGAUAGUGGAUAGCAGGCAGAAAAAGAAGAGUCGUCACAAGCGGAGUAGUACCCAGGUACCAAUGACCAGGAUGGAUACCACUGGAACUGGAGUGCCUACCACGUGGGCAAGCCUUCAGAAUAUGUCCCUUCAUCUCUCUGAGCUGAUCUACAAUACAUCUGAUCUGCUGGGGAACAUACAGUGCAUCAGAGCCCAAGAAUCCCUUCCCAAAACUGAUCGGCAUGGUAAUGUUGUAGCACAUCCACUUUUCGCUGGAUCUGGAAAGAGGGAUUGUUCAACCCAAACCGUUGUGGACAUUGGGAUCCAAACUGAAGGGUUUCCUGUGCUUGGAGGUUACAGGGACAUCAAUAAAAAACAAAUAAUUGAGAAGGCCAAACCUCAUGAAGUCAACGUGAUUGUGAAAGUAAUUGGUUCAGAUGUGCUUAGUGUAUCACAAGAUCAGGAGGAUAUUAUACUUAAUGUGCAGGACAGAGCAAAGUAUGGAAGGACAGGUGAAAAGAUGCAGAGUAUGCCCAAUCUCUGGCAAAAUAACUCUGGUGGAACUGAGUGGACUCACACCUCAAUGGAAUCUGCUUCUCAGACAGUUCGGACCUCCACACCUUCCUUAGUGACAAAUGUGCAGUGUUACAGCUGCUCUAAUCAUGACAGUUCCCUCAAAUUGUCUCCCAGGCACAUACCUGAACAGGUGUUCUCUACCAACAUUGGAAUCUCGAGGGUCAGCAGCAGUUCCUCAAAUGCAGCCAGUCAGGGAAACCAGACCUCCUUGAGGGAUGGGUCUCAAUGUCUUAGUGCUCAUCAGAAAACGUGUCCCAAACAAGUGUGUUUCAUUGACCGUGCUUCCUCGCCCAUACUUACAGUAGAGUCUGGGACAGGUACCCAGUUAGGCAGGAGUAAAUCCGCUCAGUGCCUGGUGAACCAUCAAAAGGUUGAGAUGCAAGAAUCAGUUUGGGAGCAACAUGAGGUCCAGUCUGCCCCUUUGAGAAGUUUACAUGACCAAGCAGAAAAGGGACUUCUAUCUAAGCAUGCAAACAGGGAAGAGCAGAGCCAACAAACUUGUGAUCACUCUGGAAAGCUAAGUCGGCUAACUUCAAAUGGAUCCAUUGGCUGUUUCACUCCUGAAAAUGUGAGUGAUCUCAGUGAGCAUAGUUACCAAACAGUGGAGAGGUGCUCUGUGAGUCUGAAGAUCUCAAGAAAUUUUAUGGAUAUAGCUAAGCAGCAAACUGCUAAGGUUUCUAAACCUUCAAGUAACCAAUCACCUAACCAGAGUCCUAGAUGGGCCACUCUUCCUCCAUAUUUAAGUGAUGGGGCCCCUUUUCAGAGUCAAGUUUCCUUAGUAAAGCCUGGGGAACAAGAUGAGUGUCCGCAUCUUGGUUGCAGACAAGACAGACAAGAGCCUUCAAACGAGAAGUCUCUAUUGUCCAGCCUUGAUAAACAGCUGAGCUACAGCGCAUCUGCUCUGGAAAACUACCAUAGAACGUUUGAUGAUGUUGGCAGGUGCUGGAAUGGCCCUUCUGAACCUUCAAAUAUCAGUGAGGCCACUGUCCAGCUUCAGGAAGAUGAUGCAGUAUCAUUAGCACCAAGUGAAUGCAACACAGACAUCCUCAUCAACAUUAAUCCUCUCCUGAAUGUCAGCCAGAAGGAACACCGGAGGGUCCCUGAGGAUCUGCCAAUGCACAACAAGUUCACCAACUGGUCGGGCGUCAGCUAUCAUCCUCCAUCAAUCGCCAGCAGUGGCGUGGUUCAGUCAGUCUCGAAGCGUAGCAACAGGGUGAAAGAGAAAAGCAGCUGUGCACACCAGAGCAGCUCAGAAAGCCAGGGGUCAGGUGAUGCAGAGGCGAUGACUCCCAAAAGCAGAAGGACAAAAGAGAUCGAGAUGCUUCGUAAGGAGCGGGAGCAAGUGAUGGCUGCCGUCCGGCUGGACAUGAACCCGCACCAGCUGACCGUGGAACUGACUGAGGCCAAGCUGCAUUAUGGCCUUGGGGAAACCGAUGCACUACUGAAGUUGCUGAAGACCAACUCCAAAGAGGAGUCCCGUGGCAUACCUACAAAACAGCAACUGUAUGACCAACACAGGAGGAGCAUCGAAGGAUUGCGCCAGGAGAGGGAGGCACGCCUCCAAACUUGCCGACGGGCACGCAGCCUGAGUCCCAGCAAGCACCUCACCUCCCAGGUCCAAGGGGCAGAAACGCCCACCAGGGCGCCUGAAUUGCCCAGCCGACGCAGGGAGUACCUGCAGCAACUCCGGCAGGAGGUGGUGGAGAGCACCAGAGUUCCGGAACCCCCGAAGCAGGCAGGUCAGUGGCCCUCGGAGAUCGAGCUGAUGCUGCGGGACUACGGCCGCGCCCGCGAGGAGGCCCGGACGGAGAUCGCGCGCGCCAGGGACAGGCUCCGCGAGAGGACCGAGCAGGAGAAGAGACGGCUGCAGCAGCAGGCCCUGUCCCGAGCCGUGAAGGAUGACCUGCGUUCACGGACCCGCGUCAGUAGCAGCACCCUCUGCACUGGGUCAAGCCUCAGCUUGUCUUCGGGGCCUACCUCUGGCUACAACAGCAGCAACACUGCCCUUCUAAAAGAAGGUGCCAAUUCUGCACAGGUUCUGCAGGUCCCUGGGUGCCCAGAAGAUGGAGGUUUGAAGGUCAGAGGUCGUCCUCCCAUACGCGCCUCACAGAAUUUUGAACUUCAGCGUCCCUGGCUGUCAGUCCAGGAUGUACGUUUGGAGGUUCCAGUCUCUGGGACUGACUCCCAGCUGCCCUCCCCAUGUGGACACCAUCGCACAUUGUCUCACAGUUCAGCUUCCUCCAUAUCCACCUCGUACCGGGACAUCGCCAAAUACACUCAUGACUGCGCCAUUGCUGAGGUGCGCUCAGCUGCAGCAGGAGACCUGGGGAACCUGCUGGAGGGGAGGGCUUCCAGUGGAUGGAGGUAUCAGGGAACGGAGCGAGGGGUACAGGCCUUCUACAAGCCUUCCUCCAGCCCCUCCGUGUAUGGCUUUCUUGGGGCUAUGGAGCUGGAAAGGCCCUUGCCCAGCCUGUGGUGCAUGAUCCGGGACCACUCCAAAGCCCACCUGUACAACGAGUCAGUCCGCUCUGCCUGGACCCGGCCGCUGGAUGACAGCACACAGUUGGUGUACCUGUUGACUGACACCUCGGCCUGCCACCUCAGCCAACCAAGAGACUUCUGCUGCAUCAGCACAGAGUCCAAGCAGGGUGAAUGGGUGCUGGCCAUGCGCUCGGUGUUUGAGGAGUCUCUCCCACGCCCCAGUAUCGAAGCCGUCCGGGGGGAGCUGCUCCCCAGUGCCUGGGUCCUGCAGCCAAUGCUUCGCCAGGGUCGAGAGGUCAUCAGGGUCAUAUACCUGCUGCAGGUGGACUUAGGGACUCCUGCACUCCCACAAAGAAUCUUGAGCGUGGUUGCCAGGAAACAAGCAGCGGUAGUCGCUGAGCUGGACGCUUUCCUGUCGCUCUGAAAACGUGGAGCUGAUGCAUCACAAUGAGCACUUAAGCUAAGCCUGAAUUGGAGUUGGAGCUUCACUAAUAUUUGCACCUUAUUACA